GUUUCAAAACCCAUAUCGCUAAAUCCUCUCAUUUCAUGUUAUGCGCGACACAUUUCACUAAUUGCAGUUAAAACCAUAGCUAAAACAGACAGUUUGCUUUGGUGCACUUAUUUUUGUUUGAUCCAGGUGACACUUGAAUGGUGUCGUAUCUCUCAGAUUUCUUGCUAUAUUUGGGGGAUGUUAUGAUUUGACUUGGGUUAUGCUCAUUUUUUUUUGACUUUGGUCAUAAUUUCACUUUUGGGUGUGCAGAGAAGAGCUGCUGUAGCUGGUUUUUAGAGUACAUAUACAUAUAUAUUUUUGUUGUAUCUUCUUCUGUGUGGGUGAUUAAGUUUUACUGUGAAGAUGAAAUGGGAAAGAGUAAAGCUGAAGACUAAGACACCGAAAGAAACCCCAACUCCAGAUGGGAAAAAAUCUCCAGGAAGGAAAGGUGGCACAAUGGGGCCUGGCAAGAGAUGGGGUCAUACAUGUAACUCUGUCAAAAAUGGCAAGUUUCUUUAUGUUUUUGGUGGCUAUGGCAAAGACAAUUGCCAGACGAAUGACGUUCAUGUCUUCGAUUCCAGCAAACAGACAUGGAGUAAACCCAUGGUGAAAGGGAUCCCACCUUCUCCAAGAGACAGCCAUAGCUGCACUGUUGUUGGAACAAACUUGUUUGUGUUUGGCGGCACUGAUGGGAAGAACCCUCUUAAGGAUUUGCACAUUCUUGAUACUGCUUCCAACACAUGGAUACAACCUAAUUUAACUGGUGAAGGGCCUGAAGCUCGUGAGGGGCAUAGUGCUGCACUUGUUGAUCAUCGUCUUUUUAUAUUUGGAGGUUGUGGAAAGACUCAUGAUGAAACAGAAGAGAUGUAUUACAAUGAUCUGUACAUACUGGACACAAAUAAUUUAAGUUGGACAAGGGCUGCAACAACUGGUACACCUCCUUCUCCACGAGAUAGCCACACUUGUUCAUCAUGGAUGAACAAAAUUAUCGUGCUAGGUGGGGAGGAUGCAUCAGAUUACUACUUAUCGGAUGUCUAUAUCCUUGAUGCAGAUACAUUAACGUGGAAGGAGCUCAACACAACUGGACAAGCAUUGGCACCUCGAGCAGGCCAUGCAACUGUGUCUCUUGGGAAGCAUCUAUUUGUGUUUGGUGGAUUCACUGAUGAUCGCAAUUUAUUUGAUGAUCUCCAUAUGCUAAAUAUAGAAAGUGGGGUGUGGACAAAGGUGUCAGCCAUGGGUCAGGGACCUUCUGCUAGAUUUUCUAUGGCAGGAGAUUGUAUGGACUUUAAAAGGGGUAUUCUUGCCUUUAUAGGAGGGUGCAAUGAAAACUUAGAGGCUCUUGAUGACAUGUACUAUUUGGACACAGAGAUGACAACAGAAAAUGGACAGGAAGAGCAAAAGCCAGAGAAAUUUUCUUUGAGGAAAGAGUUGAAAAGAAAAAGGCAAGAGCAUCAAAACUCAUCAAAUGAUCCUGAAAAGGAGAGGGAUACACCUAAGCACGAACUGAAGCCUAGACCAAUCUUGCCGGCACCAUCUCCCAAUUUUUUCCAUGCAGGUCCUGAAAAGUUUUCUUUGGUUCAGUUGAAGCCUCCUGAAGAGAAGAUUUUUGAAGCAAAAAUAACUGAUGUUUUUCAUUAUGGAUAUACUAUUGAAUCCAACAUUGAUGGGAAGCCAUUACGAGGUUUAUUGUUCUCGUAUAAGCCAGGAUUUGCUCAUGCUGUUCAUGCUUAUCUCACCAGGAAACAACUGGCCACAGAAGCUAGUGCUGUGAAAUCGAGUGAAACACGAAAGCCUAAAUUAAAGAUUGCUCGUGCUGUCAAGCAGUCUGUGAGAAGAGCAGAUGGACAAGCACGUGUAGUUACAGAUGUAGAAUCUACGGCUAAAGGGAAUCCUGUGGAGCCACUUGUCUCACCGUCAAAUCGACCUGUGGCUUCAUCAGAUAUGUACCAGCAAUACAUGCAACCAAUGCCUGUAUGCUUGCCAUCUACUGUUCAGCAUGAUCAAAGACAUUAUACAGUCUCAGGCUUUACAGCUUCACAUUCGACACAAGAGGUGGCCUCUGCUCCCACAGCUAACCAAGGAGGGAUAUAUGCUAGACAAACUCUUCCUACACCAGCAAAUCAAGGAAAUCAAUUGGGAUUGGUUCAGGAGACUGUAUGCCAGGGUGAUCAUGAACAACCACCUAGCUCAGUAGCUUAAGUCCUAAAGCAUGUACACAGGCAUGAUUUGUGGUGCUAUAGUAUCGUCCAGCCAGAUGAAAAUUAAUACUGCCUUUGUUGGCAUGCUUGUUAGGAAUUGGAUUGUAGCUUUUCAAAACAUAUAUUCGGAAUGAUGGUAAUUAAUUUGUUUCUUAAUCGUUGGAGGAUAUGAAGUUCAUCCAAAGUACCGAAUCAUUUAAUUAUUCACAUUGCAUGUGGAAUUUCUUCUUGGAUUUAUAUACGUAUAAAUCCUGUAUGGUUAAAAGACCAGGCACAAUUUGACAGGGGAUUUGAAAGGAGUGUAGAGCAGCCACUUUUGAAAAAUACUGAUGUUGCAUGUGCAGGCAAUUGCUUAGCCUACUGCUCAAUUGGCAAUGAGAAUUGAUCAAAUUACCUUUUCUAUUUA
Cryptomeria japonica (Japanese cedar) is the source of this 2583-nucleotide messenger RNA. Its product is annotated as acyl-CoA-binding domain-containing protein 6. Gene Ontology annotation, molecular function: protein binding. Lineage: Eukaryota; Viridiplantae; Streptophyta; Pinopsida; Cupressales; Cupressaceae. Bases 343 to 2178 code for a protein of 611 amino acids. The record is from RefSeq and is a predicted model, not a curated record. The transcript has 11 exons.